Messenger RNA from Gossypium arboreum, 1476 nucleotides. RefSeq lists its product as uncharacterized. The transcript has 6 exons. The coding region runs from base 1 to 1476 and encodes 491 amino acids. NCBI's taxonomy places the organism in Eukaryota, Viridiplantae, Streptophyta, Magnoliopsida, Malvales, Malvaceae. The record is from RefSeq and is a predicted model, not a curated record.
AUGGAACUACCAUUCGGGGAGUUUGAUAUUAUUUUUGGCAUGGAUUGGCUAGUGAAGCAUCGUGCGAAGCUGGAUUGUGCUACUAAGCGGUUGGUGUUGAGGACUGGGAAGGAUGAGGAUGUGGCCAUAAUAGGGGAGCGAAGAGAUUGUUUGUCUAAUGUGAUAUCGGCGUUAAGUGUCGAGAAGCUGAUUCACAAGGGUUGUGAGGCUUUCCUGGCAUAUGUUAGCAACUCUAAGACUACAAGUCUUUCUGUUAAGGAUAUUAGAACUGUUAAGGAGUUUUCAGAUGUUUUUCCAAAAGAGCUUCCAGGCUUGCCUCCAGACCCUGAGGUCAAAUUCGGAAUUGAGCAUCUACCAGGAACAACUCCAGUGUCCAUCGCCCCAUAUAGGAUGGCAUCAAGGGAGCUAGUUGAGUUAAAGGCUCAAAUUCAAAAGCUGUUAGACCGAGGGUUCAUUCGAUCGAGUAUGUCUCCAUGGGGAGCACCAUUACGAGGAGCUGCUGUGUUCUCCAAAAUAGAUCUUCGAUCUGGGUACCAUCAGCUGAAGGUUAAAGAAGCUGAUGUGUAUAAGACAGCGUUUAGGACUAGUUAUGGCCAUUACGAUUUCCUAGUGAUGCCGUUUGGGUUAACGAAUGCAGCAACUGCUUUAAUGGACAGGAUGAACCCAGUAUUUCAACCCUAUCUGGAUCAGUUUGUAGUAGUGUUUAUAGACGAUAUAUUGGUGUAUUCGAGAAAUGAGGAGGAGCAUGAUGAACACUUGCAGAUUGUCCUUCAAAUUUUGAGACAGAAGCAGUUGUACGCAAAAUUCAACAAGUGUGAGUUUUGGUUGCAAGAGGUGACAUUUUUGGGUCAUGUGGUGUCUGCUGAGGGGAUUAGAAUUGAUCAUUGGAAAAUUGAAGCUGUAUUAGGUUGGAAGUCACCAAAAAUUCUGGAGUCUGGGAAGGAAUUUACUGUUUACAGUGAUGCAUCACACGUUGGAUUGGGGGGCAGCUGGGAGGAUUAUUUGCUGUUGGUGAAAUUUGCGUAUAACAGCAGCUACCAGUCCAGUAUUCGUAUGGCAUCAUACGAAGCAUUAUAUGGUCGUAGGCGUCGUACUCCUACUUGUUGGACUGAACUGGGUGAGCGGCAGUACUGUUCUGAUCCCCCGCACGUCGUGCCUAUUGAGGAAAUUGAAGUUAGGCCUGAUCUAACUGUGGAGGAGGAACCAGUGCAAAUUUUGGAACGUGAUAUUAAAGUGUUGAGGAAAAAAUCUGUUCUGUUGGUCAAGGUGCUUUGGCGCAAUCACGGUGUAGAGGAGGCCAUGUGGGAACCAGAAGAACUACGCUACGUUAUUAUUAUUACUGGCAGCUCUACUGCGAUAUUGGUGUGCUGCUUGGGUGGGUCGAUUGAUAUCCCCACUGGUGUGCUGGUUGGUACAGGUGGUGUGCUGGAUGGUUAUGGGAUGGGUUGCAUUUUGCACUAUAUUGUUACUGAAUAA